AUGCGAAACAUUGCUAACGAUGCCCUUCUAGUACCCGUACUUGUUUAUAUCCAUGGAGGAUCCUACGUUUACGGCAACCCGGCCACCUUUCCAUUCGACCAUUGGGUCCAUCAAAGCCUUAACGUCGUCAUCGUCAUCAUCUAUUACCGUCUUUCGUCCUUUGGGUUCCUCGCUAUCUCGGAAUUCUCAGACACCGCCAAUGGAGACUUCAACGUAGGCUUUCUUGACCAGACACAGGCCCUCAAAUGGGUCAAGCGACAUAUACGAGCGUUCGGCGGGGAUCCGUCGAGGGUGACUAUCAACGGGCAGAGCGCCGGAGGAGCCUCGGCUUCACGCCCCACCCUGGUUUUCGAAAUGAAUUCCAGUCGCUAG
Molecule: messenger RNA, 372 nt
Organism: Desarmillaria tabescens
Lineage: Eukaryota; Fungi; Basidiomycota; Agaricomycetes; Agaricales; Physalacriaceae
Product: Alpha/Beta hydrolase protein
Exons: 1
Coding region: 1-372 (123 amino acids)
Molecular function (GO): hydrolase activity
Source: RefSeq, a predicted model, not a curated record